This is a messenger RNA of Papaver somniferum (opium poppy), 1419 nucleotides long. RefSeq names its product glutamic acid-rich protein-like. Lineage: Eukaryota; Viridiplantae; Streptophyta; Magnoliopsida; Ranunculales; Papaveraceae. The record is from RefSeq and is a predicted model, not a curated record. Bases 1 to 1419 code for a protein of 472 amino acids. The transcript has 5 exons.
AUGAAGCCAAGCAAUGGGGAAGGUGUGCCAAGGCUUCUUAGGUGGAUCAUCAACGACGUCAGUAAUACAAUCGAGAAAGACUUGAAUGAUGCCAUGAAAAAGAUGAAACCAGGAUGGGUGAAGACUUAUACUGAUGAAGAGCGAUUGCUUUUGGAUGAGUACCGGAGGCAGAAACAAGAAAAUAACAUAAAUGCUGUGAAGGAAAAGCUGCGCAUUUCAGAUAUGCGAAGAACGGAGUUGGAUGAGGAGCUUACUGAAGUUCUGGAUAGGAAAGAAAGGCUUCUUAGUUUUAUUGAAGAGAAAAGACUACAAGUUAAUGAAGUUGGUCUAAUGAGCUUGACAGAAAGAGAAGUUAAUGAUUUCCGUAAUUACACUUUGGAUGAAAUCUUUAAAUGUGCAAAGGAAAUACGGCUUGAAACUGAGGAGGAUGGGGAGAUUGAGGAGGAAGAGGAUGAGGAGGAUGGGGAGAAGCACAAGGAAGAUGAUGAGAUUGAGGAGGAUGAGGAUGAGGAGGAGGAGGAGGAUGACAAGGUUGAGGAGGAGCACAAGAAAGAUGAUGAUGAUGGUGAUGAUAAUGACAAGGAGGAGCACAAUGAAGAUGGUGAUAUGCAUGAUCAUAAUGAUGAUGAUAAUGAUGAUGAUGGUGAUGACAAUGACAAGGAGGGUAGCAAGGAUGGUGAUAUGCAUGAUCAUGACAAUGAAAAAGAGGGUAGCAAAGGUGGUGAUGACGAGCAUGGAACUGAAUCUGAAAGGAAUGAAGUUCCGUCUGAAACUCUUGAAAAUCAAAGCACUCCUUCACCAAAGACCAAUGAGGCAAAUGAAGAAGGGGAUGGCAAGGAUGGAACAAGCCAAGGAGUUGAGUAUGAAACUGGUAACAAGCCGAGUACUUCUAUGCCAAAGAAAAGUGUAAUCAAUGAAGAUAAACAAGACCAAGUGAACCUUGAUGACCAGAAUGUGAUGGAUGGCACUCGAACAGCUGAAAUUGAUGAAGCUACCAUAAUUGCAGCUGAAGCCAUAUAUGUACGAGAAAGGAUCAUUGAAGAAGCAGUGCAGUUCAUUAAACAAAAUCCUAGUGAAUUUUUUAGCAGCCAAGAGGUGGAAGAAGAGAAAACGACUCCAGUGAGGACAAGAGAAGGGAGGAUGAAGGAAGCAGAGAUGUUGAAGACACAAGACGCUGGAAAGUUGUCUAAGACACCACAAAAGAGAAAUUCAAAAAGAAAGCUAGAUCCUGAAUUCACUGCCGAGGGUAAAACCAAACGAGUUGUGAUAAAAUCAGAUCCAAAAGGCAAGGGGAUCAAAGAGGGACAAGAACCAGGCUAUCCUGCCCCAAUAAAGAGAAAGGGAGAUGUAUAUCGUCCUCACAAUCCAUUGCCAGAUGUUCGUCUAUCACCACUAUACCAUGCUAUGCAACCAGGAUAG